Molecule: messenger RNA, 3624 nt
Organism: Trematomus bernacchii (emerald rockcod)
Lineage: Eukaryota; Metazoa; Chordata; Actinopteri; Perciformes; Nototheniidae
Gene: cdh5
Product: cadherin 5
Exons: 14
Coding region: 1-2346 (781 amino acids)
Biological process (GO): homophilic cell-cell adhesion; cell morphogenesis; adherens junction organization
Cellular component (GO): bicellular tight junction; catenin complex; adherens junction
Molecular function (GO): cadherin binding; calcium ion binding
Source: RefSeq, a predicted model, not a curated record
AUGAUGGCUUGGCUCCAGAUGUGGACUAUGGCCAUUACGGCCUUGUCCGUCUCUCUAGCUGUUUCCGAUUCUCACUUUCCUCUGGUGGAAGCAGAGCGGCUAGGCGAAGUUGAGAUUGUGAAGAAGGAGACGCAUCCUGUCCUUUUCAGGCAGAAAAGAGAUUGGAUCUGGAACUCUCUGUACGUGGAAGAGGAGAAACCUGCACCCACUCCCUAUAAGAUCGGACAGCUAAAGUCGAGCCAGAGAGUGGAUGUGAAGAGCUUUAAAAUCGAGGGUGAAGGAGCGAACACCAUCUUCCACGUGGAUAACAAGGGAGACCUGUUUGUCUCCAGGUCUCUGGACAGAGAGGAGAAGAACGCAUAUCAUCUGACCGCCACGAUGUACGACGGGAACAAUCAGCUGAUAGAGGAUUCUGGAGAAUUUGUUGUUCAAGUGACCGACAUCAACGACAACACACCAGUUUUCCCCAAAACAUAUAAUGGAUCCAUUAUGGAGAGGUCUACGAUAGGAACCAAAGUAAUUGAGGUGAGGGCCACCGAUGCUGACGACCCCACUACCGCUAAUGGAGAACUCAAGUACUCUUUGAUCCAAGACAGAGCCAUUUCUCCCUUCGAAAUCCACAGCACUACAGGUGUGAUCAGCUGCAAGACAAACACGCUGGACCGGGAGACCCAGAGUCGGUUUGUGUUGGUGGUUAAAGCUCAGGAUAUGAGAGGAAUGGCCUCCGGCAGCACAUCCACCACCUCCGUCACCAUCUCCAUCACCGACGCCAACGACAACUACGCCUCGUUCACCCGAAGGAUUUAUGAACUGCAGGUUCCAGAGGACCACAAGUUGAACGAGAAGAUCGGCACUCUGGAGCUGGAGGAUCGAGACGAGGUUCAGAACAAAGAGCCCAUCUUCACUAUUCUCAAUGAAAACAGCAAAAUGUUCAACAUCGAACUCAGCCCCAACAAGGACGGAAACCUCAUGCUCAAACAGGCUUUGGACUACGAGACAAAAAGCAUCUACACCUUCACUGUCCAGGUGCGAGAAAACCUGCGUUUCCCCGCCGACAACAAGAACAGUGCAGUCACCACAGCUCAGGUGAACAUCAAGGUGUUGGAUGUAGACGAGGCUCCACUCUUCUCACAGCCCAUCUACACUUUCAAUGUGAUGGAGGAACGUAUGGUGAACAACAUCGGAUCAGUAAAAGCCCGAGACCCUGACAGAGCUAAUAAGACCAUUCGGUAUUCCAUCUUGGAUAAGGACUGCCCCAUCGGAAUUCACCCGUUCACAGGUCAGCUCUCCACCCAGAGGACGCUGGACCGAGAGCUGGAGGCCACACACAUGUUUCAAGUUAAAGCUCAGGAGGAGCCAAGUGGUUUGGAGUCGUUUGUGAAAGUCAACAUUAUAGUUCAGGACGUCAACGACAACAAGCCUGAACUGAAUGUGGAUGAGAUCUUCGUAUGUGAGAACGACCGCACCAAUACGGUGAUAGGCACCUUGAGAGCGACAGAUAAAGACGACCAGCCCGCCUCCUUCACUUUCAGCCUGGCCAGCGACAACUCCAACUUCUCCAUCAGAGACUAUGGCAACAGCACAGCAGACAUCAUGGUGAAAGAGGGGCCGUUCAACCUGGACGACCCCAAGGAUUACAGCCUGGAUGUGAGGAUCAGUGACGGAGGAAGCCCCCUGCAGAUCAGCAUCACCAAACUGGCAAUAAAGUCGUGUCGCUGUGACGCCAGGAGGAUCCCUACGCAGUGCAAAGCCGGUGCUCGCAGGAUGGGAGUCAGUGUUCAUGCCCUGAUAGCCAUUCUGCUCUGCAUACUCACCAUACUGGUCAUAGUGAUCCUGUUUGUGAUGAGGAAGCGUUACCAGAAGGACUCUCUGGCCAGUAUGAAGAACAGCGGGGAGAUUCACGAGCAGCUCGUCACGUACGAUGAAGAGGGAGGAGGAGAGAUGGACACUAAUGGCUACGAUGUCUCGAUCCUCUCUUCCGCCUGUCACGAUGGUUCCCUGCUCCGCCACCCGGACCACCAGCACCCCUCCCUCUACGCCAUGGUGCAGAAGGCCCCCCCCCACCACCACCUCGCUCCACCCACAGCGUGUAAGGGCGACAUGGCGGUGAUGAUCGAGGUGAAGAAAGACGAGGCGGAUCACGACAGGGACGGCUUUCCGUACGACACGCUGCACGUCUACGGAUACGAGGGUCCCGAGUCUUUAGCCGAAAGCCUGAGCUCUUUGGGAACUUCCUCCACCGGAUCCAACCUGGAUUACGACUUCCUGAACGACUGGGGUCCGAGGUUCAGGACCCUCGCCGAGCUGUACGGCGUGGACGGACCUGAAUACUACCAUCAAUACUAGAUAGAGACCUUCUAGUGGAUCAGAAUAUGCCAAAAUGCACACACGAAACGCAUCAAAAAACAGCCAUAAAUGCACACAGAGUGGUGCAGGGAUGACAUAUUUUUUACAUAAGUUAACAUCGCAAGGGAGCUCCAUCUACUAAGAGCAAUCAGAUUUUUUUAUUCGAUUUGGAAAUAUAAACCCAUUCACGUUGUGUUCAGCAGGAUAUCGCCACAUUUUGACACCACUUUUAAGAUUUUUAAAGCGUAAAUGCAAUCUCCAGAGGUAAAAAGCUAACAAGAAGCUAACAAAAAGCUAACGUACGCUAGCUACAGCACGGUCAAAUUACUUCACGUCAACACUAACUAAACGCUAAGCUAAAGGUGGCUAAUAUUCAGUUUAGUAGUCUUAUUUAGACCUAAUUUCUGGCUUCUAACCAAAAACCAGUAAAACAAAACCAUUGACUUCGAGAUGAGGGAACAGGAAGUGGUAAAAUGCUGACUCAUUCCCUGGUUUAAGGACUCAUUCCUGCACCACUCUAUAGCCAAAAGCAUGCAAGGAACACACACUCACACACGAAUAGAAGCAGGCUUUGACGCUGUCCGAGAGCUUCAAUCUCUUUUUGUUUUUGGAGAUCUCUUUCUUCUUCUUCUUCUUUUUUGAGUUUGACAUUUGCCUCCUCCUUCAAAGAGAUCACACGCCAUGAGAGAAAGUGAGAAGUAACUGCUUCACACGUGUGCAGGAGGAUUGAUUGAUGGUGACAGCGUGAGAUUUACACCCUGAGGAGGAUGAUGUUUUUUUUAUUCCGUCACGGUGUUGUGAAGUUUCUACACCAUAACCCUUUUAUUUCACCUGAGAAGACCUGCGAGUCCAUUCGGAUGAAGCUCCACAGCGAGUUAACGUUGGAUAAUUGACGGGUUAAUCAGGUCACUGCUGGCCGGAGAUUUAUUUCUCAGUUAUACCAAUUAUUUUUUGUCAUUUCGCAUUUAAUUAAUGUCUUAGUUCCUUUGUGCAUAACCAUUUUGCAUUCCAUUUUUGACUGGAUUGCAGGUUAAUGUUUGGGUCUGUUUUUAAAUUAGUUCCUUCUAUGCACCUUUAUCUAUCUACAUAUACCAAUGAUGCAUAUUUCUAUCUACAUUUGGAGAACUUAAAAUGGACACAUGACUUAUUUUUACCAAAAAACUCUACAUUAAAACCACGCAGUCUUCAAUUAACCCUCCUGUUGUGUUCGGGUCAAAUCUGACCGAUUUACUACUUUCAUCAAUCAUAACUUUUUUGUUUUACAUUCGAUUGCAUUAA